Vicia villosa (hairy vetch) is the source of this 597-nucleotide messenger RNA. RefSeq lists its product as uncharacterized. The transcript has a single exon. The record is from RefSeq and is a predicted model, not a curated record. Bases 1 to 597 code for a protein of 198 amino acids. NCBI's taxonomy places the organism in Eukaryota, Viridiplantae, Streptophyta, Magnoliopsida, Fabales, Fabaceae.
AUGAGGAAUGAUGGAUGGGAAGAGCUUAUAUCUAAGGUUAUGGAAAUUUGCAAUAAGAUUGACAUUGAUGUGCCUGACAUGAAUUCAUCAUAUGUACAAGGGAAAAAACAUAGGCGACAUGCUACAACUUCUAGUGUUUCUAAUUUGCAUCAUUAUAAGCAUGAUUGUUUGUUUAAUGUUUUAGAUUCGCAGUUGCAUGAGCUCAAUGCUAGGUUUGAUGAAGAGAAUACUGAACUUUUAGAAUGUGUUUCAUGUUUGAGUCCUUCAUCGUCAUUUGCAGCUUUUAAUGUGAAAAAGUUAUUAAGGAUGGUUGAACUUUAUCCAAAUGAUUUUGUGGAUGUGCCGGAAGUGGUGAUGCGACAUCAACUUCAAAAUUAUGUUAGAAAUGUUCGAUGUGACCCAAAAUUUGCAAAUUUAAAAGGACUUUCAGAUCUUUGUGCAAAACUUGUGGAAACAAAUAAGUGCAACACAUUUGAUAUGGUUUAUAAGCUUCUGAAAUUGGCUUUAGUCUUGCCGGUAGCAACUGCAAGUGUGCAACGUGUUUUUUCAGCUAUGAAGUUUGUGAAGAGUCAAUUAUGUAACAAAAUGAGUGAUUAG